Neoarthrinium moseri is the source of this 1488-nucleotide messenger RNA. RefSeq lists its product as uncharacterized. Gene Ontology annotation, biological process: transmembrane transport. Lineage: Eukaryota; Fungi; Ascomycota; Sordariomycetes; Amphisphaeriales; Apiosporaceae. Gene Ontology annotation, molecular function: transmembrane transporter activity. The record is from RefSeq and is a predicted model, not a curated record. Bases 1 to 1488 code for a protein of 495 amino acids. The transcript has 2 exons.
AUGACCGUCUCUUCGGCGGUAGAGCCUCCAACGGCCGCUGAUUCUCAGCAGUUGGCAGGAACCGACUCAACAAGCAACAAAGGAGUGCAAUUCUGGCUAGUCUUUCUUGGCCUAUGUUUCGCAGGAUUUGUUGCUGCCACAGACAGCACCAUUAUCUUCACAGCCCUGCCGACCAUUGCCAACGACUUUGGCGGCCAAUCACAGUAUGUAUGGCUUGGAAAUGCAUAUGUCUUCGCAUCCACGGCCAUCCAGCCGCUAUAUGGCCAAGUGUCCAACAUUUUCGGCCGGCGCUAUCCCAUGCUUAUGUCGGUUGCGCUCUUUGCCCUGGGAAGUGGCAUCGCUGGUGGUGCAAACUCUACGGCCAUGUUUAUCAGCGGUCGCCUGGUCCAAGGACUCGGUGCUGGCGGUAUGAUCAUGUUGAUUGAUCUGAUCGUCUGCGAUCUCCUUCCCCUAAGGGAGCGCAGCACAUACCUGGGUACCGUGCUGGGAGCAUGUGCUGUGGGCAGCGUUUUAGGUCCAGUGAUCGGGGGUGCAAUAGUGACCCGUUCAACGUGGAGAUGGGCGUUCUGGAUAAACCUUCCAGUUUGUGCCCUAACGCUGGCUGUCAUGGUUCCUUUCUUGCGUAUCUCCUCGAGAAGAUCACCAUCGUGGGUGCACUCCGUGUCGCGGAUAGAUUAUUUGGGGAACACUGUCUUUGUCGGCUCCAUCACGUCUAUUUUAAUAGGUCUUGUCCAAGGCGGAGUGGUUUAUCCCUGGAAAUCAUGGCAGACCAUUCUGCCCAUCGUGCUCGGCUUUUCACAGCUCUCUGCGUCUGCUCUGACCUCCGGCCUCAAUAUUUUACCCAUCAACGCUUUCAUGAUCCCUAGUGGAGCUGUGGCAGGAGCAAUUCUCACAAAGACUGGCCGCUACAAGCCCUUACAUUGGGCUGGUUUCGGUGUGCUCGCCAUAUCAUGUGGUCUAUUCUCGACGAUGUCGUCAAGCACCAGCACAAUUGCUUGGGCUUGGUUUGAAAUCCUCGCGGGCAUAGGCAUCGGCCUCCCAUUGACGACGCAGCUUCCGGCCGUCCAAGCUGUACUUUCCGAGUCAGACACUGCAAUUUCAACGAGCACCUACUCUUUCGUCCGGUCAUUCGGCUUCGUCUGGGGCGCCACCAUUCCUUCAAUUGUGUUUAACAGCCGUGUCGAUGCCAUGCUUGGAUCAAUCACUGACACUAAAGUCCGCGCCGCACUAGCCGGCGGUGGUGCGUACAGCUAUGCACUCAGCGUUAAGGAUAUAACAGACCAGACUUUGCAGCAAACGCUUGAAGUAUAUAGGGAAGCUAUGCGAGUUGUCUGGUUUGUAGGCCUCGCCUUUGCCUUGGUGGGCUUCUUGUUAGUGUUUGCCGAGAAACACGUUGAGAUGCGCGUAACGCUAGAGACCGAGUUUGGCUUAAAGCAAGCAAAGCCGGCAGAAAAACAGAUAACUAACAAGUCGAAGGAGGGGGCGUGA